GUUUUCAAAAUUAUUUCAUAUACAGUAGUACUAGGUUUUUUCAAUUAUCUUGAACUUGAAGAAAAAGUGAUAGGAGUAGUAGUAAUUACUGAGAGAGAGAGAGAGAGAGAGAGAGAGAAUGGCUUUGACGAACUUGAUAUUGACGGUGGCCGGAGUGAGCGCAGUGGUUCUGCUGAUGAGGAGCGAUGUAAAGCAAACGGCCACAAUCUUCAGGCGAAACGUCCGUCAGAUUCGCCACUGGCUCGAACAAGAGUCCACCGCUGCCGCCAAGGAAAUGGAGAAGGCUAAACCCAAGGAACUGCCUGAGAAAGAUACUCCCAAGGGGGACAAGCAAUAGAUGUAUCAGAUCAAUCAUGGGUUUUAUACCAUAAGGCGGCUGACUCUUCCAUGUUCUCUUGGAUUUCACUCUUUUUAUCCUGUAUAAAAAAGUUUGAUCAAUACUGCUUACUUACGGCUCCAAAAUAAUAUUGUUUUGAUCUUCUUUGCACUUCCGCUGGUACUUGUUCGUCUUCUGUGUAGAAGAGUGGUGUACAAUGAUAGAGAGGUUUUGUGCGUUUUGAUGAUCUUUGGUUGUAGCCAAUCUUUGAAGUACUUGAGCGAGAAAUUAUCCAAACGCAUGGGUUGUGUUCUUACUCGAGUACUGUCAGGUUUUCCCCCUUUUCGUCACAGCUAGAGCUUUGCUUUGGAUGGUUUCGCCUUGUAUCUUUUGGAUUGUCGGUUUUUUUUUUUCCCUUUUCGUCACAGCUAGAGGUUUGUGUUGGUUGGUUUUGCCUUGUAUUUUUCAGAUUUGCCCAGAUUAAUUGUAAAGGAAGGUAUAAGUGGUACAUGAAUGACUCCAUUUGCCCUUUUGGCAAAAAUUUGUUUCCCGUA
Molecule: messenger RNA, 870 nt
Organism: Rhododendron vialii
Lineage: Eukaryota; Viridiplantae; Streptophyta; Magnoliopsida; Ericales; Ericaceae
Exons: 2
Coding region: 119-337 (72 amino acids)
Source: RefSeq, a predicted model, not a curated record